AUGAAGUUUGAGGACAUCAUAACGGAGAUUAAUGGAUUUGGAAGGUUCCAGAAGAUGAUCAUUGUCUUCAGCUUCAUCGGCCGCUUCACUCUCCCGUGCCACUUCUUGCUCAACAACUUCAUCUCAGCUGUUCCUUCUCACCACUGCAACCUGGAUGAUGGAGGCACUUUAGAGAAUCUGACUCUGGCUCAGAAGCUGAGGGUCAGUAUUCCAGUGGAGGACGACGGCUCUCUGAGCUCGUGUCAGAUGUUUGCAGAACCACAGUUCCACCUUCUGGGCAACUGGUCCAACUCCUCUCAGCUGUCCACCGUGUCCUGCAGGAGAGGAUGGGUGUACGACAACAGCACCUUCAAAUCCACCAUUACCUCUCAGUGGGAUUUGGUGUGCGACAACAAAGGGAAGAACAAGGCGACGGCCACCAUCUUCUUCGUGGGCGUGAUGUUUGGAGCUUUGACAUUUGGCAGUUUGAGCGACAGGUUUGGUCGCAGAAUCAUGCUGCUGGUGUCGUACGUUUCCGGCAUCGUCUUUGCAGUCGCGUCUUCUUUUUCCACGACCUACGUCAUGUUCGCAGUGCUGAGGUUCUUCACAGGGUUCUGCAUUAACGGCAUCGUCAUCGUCACCUAUGUUCUAAGUGUGGAGUGGGUGGACAUCGAACACAGGAAGAUCGUGGGAGUCAUCGACAGCCUGUCUUGGACUUUUGGAAGCAUCAUGUUGGCAGCCAUUGCAUACAUGGUGAAUGACUGGAGAUGGCUGAUUAUCGCCAUCAGCUCUCCUCUCAUUUUGGGGAUUCUCACCUGGAGGUGGAUGCCGGAGUCUGCACGGUGGCUCAUCGCUAACGGAAAGCUGGAAGACGCUCAGACAUACUUGCAAAGAUGCGCCACAAUGAACGGAACAGACAAUAAAACACACAGCCUAGAUAUUAAGACGCUUUCAACUGUCGUGGUGACGGAGAAGACUGGUCAAACGUACACCUACCUUGACCUGAUUCGCACGCCCAAAAUGAGGAUAUUGGUUUUACAGACUGGUAUAGUUUGGUUCUGUGUAGCAACAGCCUUCUACGGAAUCAGCUUCAACGUCAGCGGCUUUGGCCUCAACAUCUACCUCACUCAUUUCACAUAUGCCGUUGUGGAGAUCCCAGGUAAAGUGGUGGUGUUUUUCCUAUUGGAUCGAAUCGGCAGGAGAAGCACGAUGGUGGGAUCUUUGCUGCUGGUGGGAAUCUGUUUUGGAAUAAACAUACUGGUCCAAGAGGACCAGUCGGUGGUCAGGACUGCAGUAGCAUCCAUUGGAAAGGCUUUUUGUUCGUCCUCCUACGCAACGAUUCCACUCUACAUCUCAGAGCUGUAUCCUACUGUGGUCAGGCAAAACGGGAUGGGCUACAACUCCUUCAUGUGUCGACUGGGUCUUGCGCUCGCUCCCCUUAUUCUUCUGCUGGAUGAGCUGUGGAGGGACCUUUCCCAGCUCAUCCUCUUCUCCGUGGCCAUCUUGGGGGCAGCUGUGUCCUGGACGCUGAGAGAGACGCGCGACCAAUGUCUGCCUGAAACCAUUGAGGACGUUGAACAGCAGCAGUGA
Messenger RNA from Synchiropus splendidus (mandarinfish), 1569 nucleotides. Its product is annotated as solute carrier family 22 member 7-like. The transcript is spliced from 9 exons. Lineage: Eukaryota; Metazoa; Chordata; Actinopteri; Syngnathiformes; Callionymidae. The coding region runs from base 1 to 1569 and encodes 522 amino acids. Gene Ontology annotation, molecular function: transmembrane transporter activity. The record is from RefSeq and is a predicted model, not a curated record. Gene Ontology annotation, cellular component: membrane. Gene Ontology annotation, biological process: transmembrane transport.